UUUAUAGAUCUUUAAAAAAGUAUAUAAGCCCUGUGCUUUAAUUUAAUUUCUACCACUUCUUUAAAGACAGGCUUGGUAGGACAAGAAAAAACUCUGUAUCAAUCAUGAAGGUAUUCCUGGCAUUUGCUGCAUUGAUAGUUGUUGCGGCAGCUCAAGUAGGAGAACAAGUUGUCCCUAUUCCUUAUUCCUUCAACUACCUAUCAGAAAGUGAAGAUGGCGGUCGCAGUACUCAUCAGGAAAGCAGCGAUGGUUCAGGCAAAGUAACCGGUACCUACACAAUCAACAACAUUGAGGGACAUUCUAGAGUAGUUGAAUACGUUGCCGAUGAAAACGGAUUCAGAGCCAUCGUGAAAUCAAAUGAACCAGGAACCACCAACCAAAAUCCAGCCGAUGUCACAGUUGAAUCCUCUGCUCCUGAAGCAGCUGCAAGUCCAGUUUUCAAUGCCGCUUUGCCAGCAGCCCCUGCCAGAGCCCCUGUAGCAACACCAGUAAGAAGGACUGGCGUCCGAUACAUUUUAGUUCCAGCCACCGAUUAAAUAAUGGGACUAAAUUCAUUCUCGACUAGGAAACGUUUAUUGGCCUUUUUCUUGAUGGAAAUAAAAUUAAUGUAAAGACAAUCUAUAUAAUUAGAAAAGAAUUAUUACUUUGUUGCGUUUUUUUAGAUUUAAUAAACAAAUUUUAUUGCUUUAGAAAUAA
Messenger RNA from Parasteatoda tepidariorum (common house spider), 696 nucleotides. Its product is annotated as cuticle protein 10.9. Lineage: Eukaryota; Metazoa; Arthropoda; Arachnida; Araneae; Theridiidae. Gene Ontology annotation, molecular function: structural constituent of chitin-based larval cuticle. The record is from RefSeq and is a predicted model, not a curated record. Gene Ontology annotation, cellular component: chitin-based extracellular matrix.